This is a messenger RNA of Diaporthe batatas, 804 nucleotides long. RefSeq lists its product as uncharacterized. NCBI's taxonomy places the organism in Eukaryota, Fungi, Ascomycota, Sordariomycetes, Diaporthales, Diaporthaceae. The coding region runs from base 1 to 804 and encodes 267 amino acids. The transcript has a single exon. The record is from RefSeq and is a predicted model, not a curated record.
AUGCCGCACCCAACCCCCAAGCUCACCCGCACCUGCACCAUCCUCGCCCUCCUCGCCCUCCUCUCGCCCCUCCCCGCCCUCGCGAGGACAGACCUCGCCGGCUGCGCCUCCUUCACCAGCAUGGUGACGGUCGACCCCACGGCCCACGGCUACGGCAACGUCUACCCCUCCGUCGUGUACUACGUCCCCGACACCCUCGAGAUCUGCGCCGCCCCGGACUGCGGCGGCGGCCGCGCGCCCCCCAAGACCGGCGUGCCGGGGUGCCCGCUGUACUCGGGCACCGCGGCGCCGGGGACCAGCUUCCUCGCGGCCGACCCGCUGGCCCCGGCGCCGACCCUGGGCGCUGCUGAGGCCCAGGCCCCUUCGCAUGCAGACGGGGUCAGCCCUGGGACUGUGACUGCUGCUGCUGCUGCUGAGACGACGGGUGGCGUCCACGCUGCCGGCGCUACGGGGUCGGGGGAGGAGGAGGAGGCGCAUGUGGCGGUGCCCGAGGUGUCCGAGUCUGAGUCCGAGGCCGAGGCUGGCUCGAGCACGGUCACGGUGCGUGUGGCGACGGUCACGUCUACCCUGGGGCCGGUGAGCGUCAGCCCUGUUGGGACCCCCGCCGGGCCAGGACUCGGAGGAGUCCCGCAUACAAAUGGGACGGGGUCGACGGGUGUGAAGGGGAACGGGACUGGGGGUGUGGCUGGGAAUGGAACGGGGCCGCCUGGCAAGCCGCUUGAUACUACUGCGUCUGGGAAUGUGUUGGGGGUUACCAUGGCUGGGCUGUCUUUGGCCCUCGCUGCGGCUGCUUUUGUUUUGUGA